AAAUUUCUUUAGUCACUAAGUUAAAGAAUAAUUUAGUUUAAAAGUUAAUUGGUAUUGUUGAUAUCAGUAGUAAAUUUUCUGCGAAUUGAAGAAAGAAAAAAACAAACAAAAAAUAAUAAUAAUGUUAAUCAAAUUUAUUUUUCCAUCAUUAAGAUCAAAUACUAAUCAAGAAGUUUGUCGUAUUCAUUAUAAUCGAUCUUUGAAAUCAUUAAAUAUGGAUUGGAUUGCUAAAGCUAUAUUUCAGAUUACUAAUUUAAAACGAGAUACAUUAUUUAGUCUUUAUUAUUAUGGUGAUAACGAAUUUGUGCAAAUCACAACAAAAUCAUGUUUGAAAAAAAUGGCUAAAUAUUUUAGUGAUAAUGGUCAAAUCUGUCGAAUUUAUACUAUUCCUCAUUUGUACUCUGAUGCAAAACCUCUGAAUUCAUUUUUCAAUUUUUGUAGAGCUGAUGAAUUACCAAAUAUUUUAAUACAACCACUUACUAUUGAACAUGAAAGAUUGAAUGAAACAUGGUUACAAACUCCAUGUAAAUUAUGUGAAAAAUUCAAAUGGUCAGGUGAACGAUAUACUUGUUUAUUUUGUCCAAAUAUAGUCUUAUGCAGAGAAUGCUUUUAUACAGGUUAUCAUAAAGAACAUCCUCUUUUAUGUACUCGUAAUAAUAAAUUAUUUUCACAGAAAUUAUUACAAUGUUCACGUUUAGCUGUAGCAUCAGUACCAUGGAGGAAUACAUUGCCAAAAGUUAACAGAGAUCCGAAAACUGAUGAUAGAAUAAGACAAUCAAUUAGUAUGAUACAAAAUAAAGAGAAUAAUUAUUUCAAUCAAAAAGAUGAAGUUUCAAAGAGUGAAAAACAAAACAAACGAAUAACAUUGUUUAAGAAAUCAGCUUAAAUGGAUUGUUAUUGAAAUAAAUUUUCUUUAUUCUGUUCACAAUAAUCAUAGUUUGGUUGAGUCAAGAAUUGUAACAUAUUGUUCAACUAAAAUAAAACAUGCUAUUAAAUAAGAUAUUUCUCUAUUUA
Molecule: messenger RNA, 1014 nt
Organism: Schistosoma curassoni
Lineage: Eukaryota; Metazoa; Platyhelminthes; Trematoda; Strigeidida; Schistosomatidae
Source: the annotation of a GenBank genome assembly